AUGAUCCAUGUCAUACCCAAGUGCUCCACAGCAAACCUUAUCGAACACUCUCUUCCAACAAUUCUCCUUCGCUAUUUUUCCCAAACUCUAACAUUUCCCUCUCACUCUUCCUCUCCCCAUGCCCCUCAACCUCACCCUUCUGCUGAAAUCUUCAAAUCAGGUACUCAAAUGGGUUCUUACAAAUUGGGCGAUUUGUCUUUCUAUUCUCUCAUUCGGAACCACGCCUCUUCCCUCGAUUUUGUGUCCCUGGAAGAGGUCCUUCAUCAAAUGAAGCGCGAAAGAAGGAAUUUUUUAGAGAAGAAUUUCAUUGUUAUUUUCAAAGCUUAUGGGAAGGCUCAUUUGCCUGAGAAAGCUGUGGACUUGUUCCACAGAAUGGGGGGUGAGUUUCAGUGUAAACAAACUGUGAAAUCAUUCAAUUCGGUUCUCAAUGUUGUUAUUCAAGAGGGUCUUUUCAAUCGUGCAUUGGAGUUUUACUCACAUGUUGUUGCAUCCAAGAAUUACAUACACCCAAAUGCACUUACUUUUAACUUGGUCAUUAAGGCCAUGUGUAGGCUUGGUUUGGUUGAUCAAGCAGUCGAGGUUUUUAGAGAGAUUCCAUUAAGUAAUUGUGCUCCCGAUGCUUAUACAUAUUCUACAUUGAUGCAUGGCUUGUGCAAGGAAGGUAGAAUCGACGAGGCGGUUUCAUUGUUGGAUGAAAUGCAAGUUGAGGGCACCUUCCCUAACCCAGUUGCGUUUAAUGUGUUGAUCAGUGCAUUGUGUAAGAAGGGUGACUUGGCACGUGUGACCAAGCUUGUUGAUAAUAUGUUUCUCAAGGGUUGUGUCCCAAAUGAAGUGACCUAUAAUGCACUUGUUCAUGGCUUGUGCCUCAAGGGAAAGUUGCAGAAGGCAGUGAGUCUGUUGAAUAGGAUGGUAUUGAAUAAGUUUGUACCUAAUGAUGUUACUUUUGGAACCCUUAUUAAUGGGUUUGUUAAGCAAGGUAGAGCCUCUGAUGGGGCUCGAGUUCUGGUGUCCUUGGAAGAGAGAGGCCAUUGUGGUAACGAGUAUGUCUACUCAGCCCUUAUCAGUGGCCUGUGCAAGGAGGGAAAAUUCAAUCAUGCAAUGGAGUUGUGGAAGGAAAUGGUUGGAAAGGGAUGUGAACCAAAUACUGUUGUUUAUAGUGCUCUUAUUGAUGGUCUUUGCCGAGAAGGGAAGUUAGAUGAAGCAAGGCAGGUCUUAUCUGAAAUGAAGAGUAAAGGUUACUUGCCCAAUUCUUUCACUUACAGUUCCCUAAUGAGGGGUUAUUUUCAAGCAGGCAUUAGCCAUAAAGCUAUUCUAGUUUGGAAAGAGAUGGCAGACAAUAAUUGUAAUCAUAAUGAGGUUUGUUAUAGUAUACUCAUUAAUGGCUUGUGCAAGGAUGGGAAGCUUAUGGAGUCUUUAAUGGUGUGGAAGCAAAUGCUGAGUAGAGGAAUUAAAUUAGAUGUUGUGGCUUACAGUUCAAUGAUUCAUGGCUUUUGUAAUGCUAACUUAAUAGAACAGGGCCUGAAACUUUUCAAUCAGAUGCUUUGUCAAGAGAAGGAGGUACAGCCAGAUGUGAUCACAUAUAACAUAAUUUUAAAUGCUUUUUGCAUGCAUAAUAGUAUCUCUCGAGCCAUUGAUAUUCUGAACAUUAUGCUAGAUCAAGGUUGUGAUCCUGAUUUUAUUACAUGUGACAUUUUCUUGAAAACUUUAAGGAAAAAUGUGAACCCACCUCAAGAUGGUAGGGAGUUUCUAGACGGGCUUGUAGUAAGAUUAGUUAAGCGCCAAAGAACAAUAGGUGCUUCCAAAGUUAUGGAAGUGAUGCUACAUAAAUUUUUGCUGCCAAAAGCCUCUACUUGGGCAAUGAUUAUUCAGCAGCUCUGCAAACCUAACAAUGUUCGAAAAGCCAUCAGUGAAUGUUGGACCAGGCUAAGUUGCUGA
Molecule: messenger RNA, 1935 nt
Organism: Sphenostylis stenocarpa
Lineage: Eukaryota; Viridiplantae; Streptophyta; Magnoliopsida; Fabales; Fabaceae
Source: the annotation of a GenBank genome assembly